This is a messenger RNA of Coregonus sp. 'balchen', 22419 nucleotides long. Lineage: Eukaryota; Metazoa; Chordata; Actinopteri; Salmoniformes; Salmonidae. The record is from the annotation of a GenBank genome assembly.
AUGAGCGUUCAGGCAUUUGCCUCCUGGGUUCUGAGCCACACCAAGCCCCCCACCCCCUCUGCCUCCACACCUUACAGACAGCUCAAAAGACUACACUCCUCACAGGUACAGCUAAGCCCAUCUUGGGUCUAAUUCCCAUGUUGUAGCCUCUGUCUGAUGAAGGUCUCUGACCCGAAACAUCACAAUAUGUUCUACAAUAAACUAUUAUUAUUUGUAUAAGAGAGUGUCUCACCUCACCUUCUAAUCCGUGUUGUGUCCUGACAUGGGUACUGUACCGUCAAAUCCUUAUGCAUACAGAUAUAGGGCGGCAGGUAGCUUAGUGGUUAAGAGCGUUGUGCCAGUAACCGAAAGGUCGUUGGUUCUAAUCCCUGAGCCGACUAGGUGAAAAAUCUGUCGAUGUGCCCUUGAGCAAGGCACUUAACCCUAAUUGCUCCUGUAAGUCGCUCUGGAUAAGAGCGUCUGCUAAAUGACUAAAAUGUAAAUGUAAAAUGAUAUACAUGCCUCUGGUUAACAUAGUUUGGGGAUUUCUUUCAAACUCUUACUUGUCUACUUUAAAAAAAAAUGUUUUGUGGAGGAAAUGUUACAAUAUUUCCUGUUUUUGAGUCACUCUUGAACGAACACACAAAUGAACAAAUCAAUGUAUUUAUUAGACAAUUUGUCCGUCCCUGUCCGUCCUUGCAGCCGUUUGACGAGACGGGCCGGAGGACCAGCUGUAUGAGCAGCACUAUAAGGAUGUGUCUGUUCUCUACUCUGGACGAUGGGACAGGGUCCACUCCUGCCGAGGACGUCCUGGAUGUCUGGACGGAGGAGGGCAUCGAGAACAGCCCCGAGAUACUACAGGUGACACCAUUGUAUUGCCUAUCAGACCUCGGUUCAACUAGUUAGUCUUUUCAAAUACUUUGAGCGUUUUCUUAAGUCUGCCUGGAGUGCCAGAUAGGAGGGGUUUGCAGUUGCCUGGUCUGCAUGAUAUGCUACAGUACCCAUAAUGCUCUGUGUAGGAACAUAAUGGUGACCCAUAAUGCUCUGUUUGGAACAUAAUGGUGUCCCGUCUCCUUCCAAUACACUAUUUAACUCUCACACUUGAGUCAAGGUUUUUUACACUUGAGUGUAUUUUUUUUCUCCCCUAUUUUGAGAGCUUGAUAUGUUGACACUGAAUGAGUAUGUAUAUUUGUGCUGUAGGCCUUGGAUUUUGACCUGGAGGGUAAAGUGAACCUCUGUGAGCUGACUGUGGCUCUGGAGAACGAGCUCCUCGUGACCAAGAACGGGAUCCACCGGGCUGCACUGGCCAGCUUUAAGGCUGAGAUCCGAUACCUACUGUGAGUAUGAGGAGAUCUCUACACUGGUGUUUUAGGGUUGCAAAAUUCCGGUAACUUUUCCAAAAAUGUCCCGGUUUUCCAGAAUUCCCAGUUGGAAAAUUCCCAGAAUCAGGAGGGAGAAGGCAGGAAAUCCAGAACCUUCCAACCAGGAUUUCUGGAAAUCCUGUGAAUUUUGUGAAAACGACCGGAAUUUUCAAAUCAAUCAAGUUUAUUGGUCGCGUACACAUAUUUUGCAGAUGUUCUCGCAGGUGUAGCGAAAUGCUAAUGUUCCUAGCUCCAACAGUGGAGUAAUAAUAUUUUGAAUUGUGAAUUUUGCAACCCUAGUGCUAAUAAACAAUAUAUAAAUAAACAUACUGGAAUACACAUCCACACCAUACUCACACUUACUGUGAUGAGGAGAAAUCUACACUGCUGCUCCUAAUCUGAGUGGAAUAUAAAAACAUGCUUUUUCUCAGUCUCAUAUCUUUCAAAAUAGUAGAUCAGUUAUAGAACUAGAUCUCUGAUUAACUUGCUGAUUUAUUAUUUUUUUUUUUCAGUGAGCGUGUCGAUCGUGAGUGCAGAGAGAAAGAUAAGGUUCGUUCUGACCUGGAGAAAACGGAGAAGUUAAAAACCCAGCUGGCUACUGAGGUGGACGAGCAUCACUCUGCCAUCCAACGAAUGAAUGACCUCAACCUCAGGUAAUAUUCCCCUCCUUUUCCCCCUCCCUCUGUUCUGACUAGGACCUCCUCGACCCUUUCAUUGAUGGCUGUUGGUGUUGUUUCGUUUGUAUUAUAUGUGGAGUAUAUUACUUGUAACCUGGAAAUGUCUUUCUUAAAUGGCCCUGUGGGGAUAAAUAAAGAUUUUAUAAAUAAUGUUGAAUUAAAUUGAAUCGAAUGGGGCCUCCCGAGUGGUGCAGCGGUCUAAGGUACUGCAUCGCAGUGUUGCGGCAUCAAUACAGACCCGGGUUCGAUCCCAGGCUGUGUCAUUACAGGCCGUGACCGGGAGUCCCAUAGGGCGGCGCACAAUUGGCCCAGCGUCGUCCGGGUUAGGGGAGGGUUUGGCCCGGGGGGGGGCUUUACUUGACUCAUUGCGCUCUAGUGACUCAUUGUGGCAGGCCGGGCGCCUGCAGGCGUUGGCCGUGGGGGGCUUUACUUGACUCGACCUUCGCCUCUCCCGAGCCCGUUGGAGUUGCAGUGAUGAGACAAGAUCAUAAUCACGAAAUUGGGGAAAAAAAAGGGGGUAAUACUUACAAAACAUAAUAAUAAUAAUACACUGAAUCGAAUGGAAGGGAGUCAAAUGAAAUGGAAUCAAAUCAAAUGGAAUUGAAUAUGUUUUUCCCUGUGUGUUUGUUCUGCAGGAAGCUGGAGCAGGAACACCGGGAGAAGCUGGCGUCUGUCAGGUCGGAGCUCGUUAAAGAGAUGGACCAGAUACAGCAGCAGGCUGGUCUGCAGAGAGAGGAACUGGAGGCAGAGAUGGAGAAGAUCAGAGACGACGAGACCUUCCUCAGAGACCACCUCUCACUCACCGUCAAGGUAACUAACACAGACCACCUCUCACUCGCCGUCAAGGUAACUAACACAGACCACCUCUCACUCACUGUCAAGGUAACUAACACAGACCACCUCUCACUCACUGUCAAGGUAACUAACACAGACCACCUCUCACUCGCUGUCAAGGUAACUAACACAGACCACCUCUCACUCACUGUCAAGGUAACUAACACAGACCACCUCUCACUCACUGUCAAGGUAACUAACACAGACCACCUCUCACUCCUUUCAAGGUAACUAACACAGACCACCUCUCACUCGCCGUCAAGGUAACUAACACAGACCACCUCUCACUCACUGUCAAGGUAACUAACACAGACCACCUCUCACUCGCUGUCAAGGUAACUAACACAGACCACCUCUCACUCACCGUCAAGGUAACUAACACAACCACCUUCUCAUCACUUCGUUAACCAAACAGACACCUCUCAUCACUGUCAGGUAACUAACACAGACACUCUCACUCCCGUCAAGGUAACUAACACAGAGCACCUCUCACUCACUGCAAUGGUAAUAACAGACCCCUUCACUCACUGUCAAGGUACAACACAGACACCUCUCACUCACGUCAAGGAACUAACACAGAACACCUCUCACUCCCGUCAAGGUACUAACCAGACCACCUCUCACCCGUCAAGGUAAAUAACACAACCUUCACUCACCGUCAAGGUACUAAAACAACUCUCACUCGCUGUCAAGGUAACUAACACAGACCACUUCAUCCACCGUCAAGGUAACAACACAGACACCUUCACUCACUGUCAAGGUAACCCACCAGAACACAUCUCAUCACCGCAAGGUAACUAACAAGGACACCUCACACUGUCAGUACCCAGACACGGACCACCUCACUCAUGUCAAGGAACUAAAGACCACCCUCACCAUUCAAGGUACCAACACAGACCACAUCUCACUCAUGUCAGUAACAACACAGACCACCUCUCACUCACCGCAGGUACCAACAAGACACUCUCACUAUGUCAAGGUAAACUAACACAGACCACCUCUCACUCAUGUAAGGUAACCCAACACAGACCACCUCUCACUCACUGUCAAGGUAACUAACACAGACCACCUCUCACUCACUGUCAAGGUAACUAACACAGACCACCUCUCACUCACUGUCAAGGUAACUAACACAGACCACCUCUCACUCGCCGUCAAGGUAACUGCAAGCACAACCAGAACUGUGUUAGUGAAUAUGUUUGAUGUACUGCUAAAUAGCAAAUGGAAAGAGUUCUGCUGUUGCCAAAUAGAUGACAGUCUAUUCUAAAUGAAUAGAAGAGAGGAUCGGAUAGCUGGUUGGUCUGGGUGUCUCAGGACAGCAGGCGUCUGUAGAUGGAGCCGCUGGACAGCACUGAUAAACUGGUGUCUUCCCCCUAACCCCAACUCUAACCCCACUGAUAUUUUCAACCUACACCUGACCCGGUCUGUAAAACUAACUUGUUUCAAGUAGACCACCAUAGUCCCCGUUCCCAAGAACGCCAUGGUAACCUGCCUAAAUGACUAUCGCCCCUAGCACUCACAUCUGUAGCCAUGAAAUGCUUUGAAAGGCUGGUCAUGGCUCACAUCAACACCAUCAUCCCAGACACCCUGGACCCACUCCAAUUCGCAUACCACCCCAACAGAUCCACAGAUGAUGCAAUCUCUAUUGCACUCCACACUGCCCUCACCCACCUGGUCAAAAGGAAUACCUAUGUAAGAAUGCUGUUCAUUGACUAUAGCUCUGCAUUCAACACCAUAGUCCCCUCCAAGCUCAUCACCAAGCUAAGGACCCUGGGACUGAAGACCUCCCUCUGCAACUGGAUCCUGGACUUCCUGACGUGCCGCCCCCAGGUGGUGAGGGUAGGCAACACCUCCGCCACACUGACCCUCAACACGGUGGCCCCUCAGGGGUGCGUGCUUAGUCCCCUCCUGUACUCCCUGUUCACCCACCACUGAGUGGCCUCACAUGACUCCAACACCAUCAUCAAGUUUGCUGACGACACGACGGUGGUAGGCCUGAUCACCGACGACAAUGAGACAGCCUACAGGGAGGAGGUCAGGGACCUGGCCGUGUGGUGCCAGGACAACAACCUCAAUGUCAGCAAGACAAAGGAGCUGAUCAUGGACCACAGGAAACGGAAGGACGGGUACGCCCCCAUUCACAUCUGUAGUGGAGCGGGUCGUGAGCUUCCAGUGCCCCGGUGUCCACAUCACUAAGGAAUUAUGAUGGUCCACAUACACCCACACAGUUGUGAAGAGGGUACGACAGCGCCUCUUCCCCCUUAGGAGGCUGACAAGAUUUGGCAAUGGCCCUCAGAUCCUCAAAAAGUUUUACAGCUGCACCAUUGAGAGCAUCUUGACUGGCUGCAUCACCGCCUGGUACAGCAAGGCCUCCGACAGCAAGGCGCUACAGAGGGUGGUGCGUACGGCCCAGUACAUCACUGGGGCCGAGCUUCCUGCCAUCUAGGACCUCUAUACCAGGCGGUGUCAGAGGAAGGUCAAAAUAAAUUGUCAGGCUCCAGCCACCCAAGCCGUAGACUGUUCUCCCUGAUACCAGCUGGAACCAGCAGGACCCUGAACACCUUCAACCCCCAAGCCAUAACACUGCUACAAUGACACACACACACACACUACAUGCGCCCACAUGCAUACUGACGCCACACACACACGUUCACAUUCACCACAUACGCUGCUGCUACUAUCUAUUAUCUAUCCUGUUGUCUAGUCACUUUACCCCUAUCUACAGUAUACUGCUGCUACUGUCUAUUAUCUAUCCUGUUGCCUAGUCACUUUACCCCUACCUACAGUAUACUGCUGCUACUGUCUAUUAUCUAUCCUGUUGUCUAGUCACUUUACCCCUACCUACAGUAUACUGCUGCUACUGUCUAGUAUCUAUCCUGUUGUCUAGUCACUUUACCCCUACCUACAGUAUACUGCUGCUACUGUCUAUUAUCUAUCCUGUUGUCUAGUCACUUUACCCCUACCUACAGUAUACUGCUGCUACUGUCUAUUAUCUAUCCUGUUGUCUAGUCCCUUUACCCCUACCUACAGUAUACUGUGCUACAGCUCAGUCUAUUAAUCUAUCCUGUUGCCUAGUCACUUUACCCCUACCUACAGUAUACUGCUGCUACUGUCUAUUAUCUAUCCUGUUGUCUAGUCCCGUUACCCCUACCUACAGUUACUGCGGCUACUGUCUAUUAUCUAUCCUGUUGUCUAGUCCCUUUACCCCUACCUACAGUAUACUGCUGCUACUGUCUAUUAUCUAUCCUGUUGCCUAGUCCCUUUACCCCUACCUACAGAUACUGCUGCUACUGUCUAUUAUCUAUCCUGUUGGUCUAGUCACUUUACCCCUACCUACAGUAUACUGCUGCUACUGUCUAUUAUCUAUCCUGUUGUCUAGUCCCUUUACCCCUACCUACAGUAUACUGCUGCUACUGUCUAUUAUCUAUCCUGUUGUCUAGUCACUUUACCCCUACCUACAGUAUACUGCUGCUACUGUCUUUUAUCUAUCCGUUGUCUAGUCACUUUACCCCUACCUACAGUAUACUGCUGCUACUGUCUAUUAUCUAUCCUGUUGUCCUAGGUCACUGCGUUUUAUACCAACAGCUGACCGGUUACAUGAUACUGCGGCUAACUGUCUAGUAUCUAUCCUGUUGUCUAGUCACUUUACCCCUCACCUACAUGUAUACUGCUGCUACUGUAUAACUUAUCUAUACCUGUUUGUCUUAGUUCCAUUUUAACUCUAUCUAAUAUGUACAUAUCUACCUCGAAUUACCUUGUAACCAUGCCACAUUGGACUCGGUACUUGGUACUCCCUGUAUAUAGCCAUGGUAUUACCUUGGUUAGCUCCCCCUGUAUAUAGCCAUGGUAUUACCUGGUACUCCCUGUAUAUCGAGCCAUGGUAUUGACCUGGUAUUCUCUCCCUGUGAUAUAGCCAUGGUAUUACCUGAGUACUCCCUGUAUAUAGCCAUGUUAUUACCUGGUACUCCCCUGGUAUUGCCAUGGUAUUACCUGGUACUUCCUGUAUAUAGCCCAUGGUAUUUACCUGGGUACUCCCUGUACUAUAGCCAUGUUAUUACCUGGUACUCCCUGUAUAUAGCCAUGGUAUUACCUGGUACUUCCUGUAUAUAGCCAUGGUAUUACCUGGUACUUCCUGUAUAUAGCCAUGGUAUUACCUGAUACUUCCUGUAUAUAGCCAUGGUAUUACCUGGUACUUCCUGUAUAUAGCCAUGUUAUUACCUGGUACUCCCUGUAUAUAGCCAUGGUAUUUUUCCUUGUUACUGUUAUUCACUGUGUAUUUAUUCCUUCUGUCACUUUCUAUUUUUAUUGUAUUUUUUAUCUUUAACUUUCCAUCGUUGGCUAAGGACCCGUAAGUACGUUUAAAAAAAAAACAUUUAUUUGAACCCUCUCCCACACACUCACCUUAACCCUCACUCUAACUUCAGAAGAUGGAGCUGCUGGACAGCACUGAAAAACUGGUGAUCUGUGUCUCCCUCACCCCAACUCUAACCUAACCCCAACUCUAACCUAACCCCAACUUUAACCUAACCCUCACUCUAACUUCAGGAGAGUAGGCGUCUGGAGAUGGAGCUGCUGGACAGCACUGAAAAACUGGUGAUCUGUGUCUCCCUCACCCCAACUCUAACCUAACCCCAACUCUAACCUAACCCCAACUCUAACCUAACCCCAACUCUAACCUAACCCCAACUCUAACCUAACCCCAACUCUAACCCCAACUCUAACUCUAACCCCAACUCUAACUCUAACCCUCACUCUAACUUCAGGAGAGUAGGCGUCUGGAGAUGGAGCUGCAGGACAGGACUGAGAAACUGGUGGAGGCAGAAAGCCAAGUCCGCAAACUGCAGAGGAAUCUGGAUAACAUCCUGAAGGAAAAGGUAAAAGACCAUUCUCUCCUACAAUAUUGUGUAUUGACAUUAACUUCCAGCCAAAACAGCAGUCGUAAAGAGCACGUUUCAAGAAUAUACAGUACCAGUCAAAAGUUUGGACACACCUACUCAUUCCAGUUUUUUUUUUUUUUGUACUAUUUCCUAUAUUGUAGAAUAAUAGUGAAGACAUCAAAACUAUAAAAUAACACAUAUGGAAUCAUGUAGUAACCAAAAAAGUGUUAAAUAAAUCUAAAUAUAUUUGAGAUUCUUCAAAGUAGCCACCCUUUGCCUUGAUGACAGCUUUGCACAUGAGGAAUGCUUUUCCAACAGUCUUGAAGGAGUUCCCACAUAUGCUGAGCACUUGUUGGCUGCUUUUCCUUCACUCUGCAGUCCAACUCAUCCCAAACCAUCUCAAUUGGGUUGAGGUCGGGUGAUUGUGGAGGCCAGGUCAUCUGAUGCAGCACUCCAUCACUCUCCUUCUUGGUAAAAUAGCCCUUGCACACCCUGGAGGUGUGUUUUGGGUCAUUGUCCUGCUAAAAAACAAAUUACCUCCCACUAAGCGCAAACCAGAUGGGAUGGUGUAUCGCUGCAGAAUGCUGUGGUAGCCAUGCUGGUUAAGUGUGCCUUGAAUUCUAAAUAAAUCACUGACAGUGUCACCAGCAAAGCAUCAUCACACCACCUCCUCCAUGCUUCACGGUGGAAACCACACAUGUGGAGAUCAUCCGUUCACCUACUCUGCGUCUCACAAAGACCCGGUUGGAACCAAAUAUCUCAAAUAUGGACUCAUCAGACCAAAGGACAGAUUUCCACCGGUCUAAUGUCCAUUGCUCGUGUUUCUUGGCCCAAGCAAGUCUCUUCUUCUUAUUGGUGUUCUUUAGUAGUGGUUUAUUUGCAGCAAUUCGACCACGAAGGCCUGAUUCACGCAGUCUCCUCUGAACAGUUGAUGUUGAGAUAUGUCUGUUACUUGAAUUCUGUGAAGCAUUUAUUUGGGCUGCAAUUUUUGAGGCUCGUAACUCUAAUGAACUUAUCCUCUGCAGCAGAGGUAACUCUGGGUCUUCCUUUCCUGUGGCGGUCCUCAUGAGAGCCAGUUUCAUCAUAGCGCUUGAUGGUUUUUGUGACUGCACUUGAAGAAACUUUCAAAGUUCUUGAAAUCUUCCGGAUUGACUGACCUUCAUGUCUUAAAGUAAUGAUGGAUUGUCGUUUCUCUUUGCUUAUUUGAGCUGUUCUUGCCAUAAUAUGGACUUGGUCUUUUACCAAAUAGGGCUAUCUUCUGUAUACCACCCCUACCUUGUCACAACACAACUGAUUGGCUCAAACGCAUUAAGAAGGAAUGAAAUUCCACAAAUUAACUUUAACAAGGCACACCUGUUAAUUGAAAUGCAUUCCAGGUGACUAACUCAUGAAGCUUGUUGAGAGAAUGCCAAGAGUGUGCAAAGCUGUCAUCAAGGCGAAGGGUGGCUAUUUGAAGAAUUUCAAAUAUAAAAUAUAUUUUGAUUUGUUUAACACUUUUUUGGUUACUACAUGAUUCCAUAUGUGUUAUUUAAUAGUUUCGAUGUCUUCACUAUUAUUCUACAAUGUAGAAAAUAGUAAAAAAAUAAAGAAAAACCCUUGAAUGAGUAGGUGUGUCCAAACUUUUGACUGGUACCGUAGUAGAUCUCCAUAGUAAUCUGAUGUCACACGUUUUUCAGUACUGGCUAAUGGAAUGAGGAUCUAUAUCUGUCCCUAUGAACCCCUUGGUGUUGGUUCUGUUUGCUCAGUUUGGGGACCUGGACCUGGACCCAGGCGGUGCAGAGUUCUUCCUACAGGAGGAGCGGCUCAGACGGCUACGCAGCAGCUAUGAGGAACAGUGCCGGGUAAGUGUGCUUACUGGAAACAGACGUGUGCACGCACACACACACACACACACACACACACAGACAGACAGACAGACAGACAGACAGACAGACAGAGACACAGACACAGACAGAGAGACAGAGAGACAGAGAGACAGAGAGACAGAGAGACAGAGACACAGACACAGACACAGACACAGACAGAGACAGAGACAGAGACAGAGACAGAGACACAGACACAGACAGACGCAGGACACAGGAGUAGACAAGAAGCAGUGCCGGGUAGUAGCUCUCACUGGAACCAAUCAUUCAACUAAUCAUUAAAACUAUCUAUCUAUCAACUAACUUCAGAGGUAGGUUGCCUGUUUUUUUUUAAAAUACUAAUAUUUCUGUUUUGACUGAUUUUAUUGUGAAUUUGUGUGUUUGUUUGUGGCAGGAGCUGCAGGAUCGCAUCGAUGAGCUUCAAGCAGAGCUGCAGGAGUACCACAAACUGGGUCGCACCACUAGGCCCUGUCUCAAACCCUCGCUCUCUGAGGAGCUGGGGAGCAAGAGUCCUGGCAUGGAGUCAGACCCAGGUACAUUGAAGCAAAACAUCGGUUUGAACUCAUUCAGCAUUGGGGGGGGGGUAACUUUGAGCAAGGUGAUGUGCGUACAUGUUGCAUUCUAAAUGGCAACCACUAUUCCUAUAUGUAUUGGACUUCAGUAUUUUGCAGACCUUAUAGAUAACCCAACACAGGACCACCUCUCACUCACUGGCAAGGUAACUAACACAGACCACCUCUCACUCACUGUCCAAGGUAACCCAACACAGACCACUUCUCACUCAUGUCAAGUAAUAACACAGACACCUAUCACUCACCGUCAAGGUAACCCAACACAGACCACCUCUCACUCAUGUCAGGUAACUAACACAGACCACUCUAACUCACGUCAGGGUAACCCAACCAACAGACCACCUCUCACUCACUGUCAAGGUAAUAAAACAGACCCACUCUCACUUCAUGUCAAGGUAACUAACACAGACACCUCUCAAUCAAUGUCAAGGUAACUAACACAAGACCAACCUCUCACUCGCCCGGUCAAGGUAACUACACAGACCACCUCUCACUCACUGUCAAGGUUUAGCAGCAAGCCCAACAGACCUGUGUUAAGUGAAUAUUGUUUGAUGGUACUGCGAAUAGCAAAAUGGAAAGAGUUUCUGAUGUUGCCAAAAUAGAUGACAGUCUAUUCUAAAUGAAUAGAGAGAGGGAUCGGAUAGAUGGUUGGUCUGUGGGUGUCUUCAGGACCAGCAGAGUCUGUAGAUUGAGCCGCUGGACGCCACUGAUAAAAAUGGUGUCGUCUCCCCCUAACCCAACUCUAACCCACUGAUAUUUUCAACCUACACCUGACACGGUAUGUAAAACUAACUUGUUUAAAGUAGACACCAUAGUCCCCGUUCCCUAAGAACGCCACAAGAACGCCCUGGUAAACUUUGCCUAAAUGACUACCGCACAUAGCACUCGCAUCUGUAGCCAUUAAAGGAUGAAUCAUGGAUCACAUUAAACACAAGCAUCCGAGACACCCUGGACCCACUCAAUUAACAUACCAUCACCAACAGAUCCAUCUCAGAGUGAUGCAAUCUCUAUUGCACUAACCACUGCCCUCACCCACCUGAGUCAAAAGGCAUACCAUGUAAGAAUGUGUUUCAUUGACUAUAGCUCUGCAUUUUCAACACCAUAGUGCCACUCCAAGCCUCAUUCACCCAAAGCUAAGGACCCUGGGACUGAAGGCCUCCCUCCUAUGCAACUGGAUCCUGCCGACUCCUGACGGCCGCCCCCCCAGGUGGCGCCCCCCCAGGGUGGUGAGGGUAGGCAAAACCUCGAGCCACACUGACCUCAACCCGGUGGCCCCUCAGGGGUGGUGCUUAGUCCCCUGUACUCUCUGUCACCCACCACGAGUGGCCUCACAUGCACUCCAAAACACCAUCAUCAAGUUGCUGACAAACGACCGGUGUAGGCCUGAAUCACCGGACGACAAUGAGACAGCCUACAGGGAGGAGGUCAGGGACUGGCCGUGUGGUGCAGGACAAAAAACCUCAAUGUCAGCAAGACAAAAGGAGUGAUCAUGGACCACGGAAACGGAAAGGAAGGGUACGCCCCAAUUCACAUCUGUAGGGGCCAGCGGGUCAAGAGCUUCAGUUCCCCGGUGUCACCUCACUAAGGAAUAUGAUGGUCCACAUACACCAACACAGUUGUUGUAGAGGCACUACGGACAGGCCUUUCCCCCUUAGGAGGAUGACAAGAUUUGGCAGGGCCCCUAGAUCCUCAAAAUGUUCUACAGCUCCACCAUUGAGAGAUUCUUGGGAUGGUGCAUCACCGCCUGGUACAGCAAGGCCUCCGACAGCAAGGCGCUUAAGAGGGUGGGCGUAUGGCCCAGUACAUCACUGGGGCCGAGCUUCCUUGCCAUCUAGGACCUCUAUACCAGGCGGUGUCAGGAGGAAGGUCAAAAUACAUUGUCAGGCUCCAGCCACCCAAGCCCAUAGACUGUUCUCCCUGAUACCCGGCUGGAACCAGCAGGGACAUGAAACCUUCAACCCCCCAAGCCCAUAACACUGCCUACAAUGACACUACACACACACACUACAUGCGCCCACUCCACAUUACAUGCGCCCAAUGCAUGCUGACGCCACACAACACACAUUCACAUCUCACAACAUACGCUGCUGCCUAAGUCUAUUAUCUAUCCUGCUGUCUAGUCACUUUUACCCCUACCAUACCGUAUAUGCUGCUACUGCUAUUAUCUAUCAUGUCUAGUCACUUACCCCUACCUACAGUUACUGCUGCUUACUGUCUAUUAAUAUAUCCUGUUGUUGUAUAGUCACUUUACCCCUACUUACAGUAUAAUGAUGCUCGGUCAUUUCUAUCCUGUUUGUCUAGUCCCUUUUACCCAUACCUACAGAUACUGCUGAUACUGUAUAUUAUUCUAUCGUUGUUCUAGUCCUUUACCCCACCUACGUAUACUGCUGCUACUGUCUAUUAUCUUCCUGUGGCUAGUCACUUUACCCCGACCUACAGUAUACUGCUCUACUGUCUUAUAAUCAUAUUCCUGUUGUAUAGUCCCUUUACCCUAUAUAAUAUGUUACAUAUCUACCUCAAUUACCUUGUAACCCUUGCACAUUACAUUGACUCGGUUUGUACUGGUACUCCAUGAUAUAGGCCAUGGUAUUACUGGUACUCCCUGUAUAUACAUGGUCAUUAACUGGUACUUCCUGUAUAUAGCCAUGGUAAUUACCUGGUACUCCCUGUUAUAGCCAUGUAUUACAUGGUACUCACUGUAUAUAGCCAUGGUAUUACCGGGGUUACUCCCUGAUAUAGCCAUGGUAUUACCUGGUAUCCCUGUAUAUAGCCGGUAUUACCUGGUACUCCUGUUUGAUAUAGCCAUGUAUACCUGGGAUCCCUGUAUAUAGCCAUGGUAUAACUGCGUACUCACUUGUAUAUAGCAUGGUAUUAAUGGACUUCCUGUAUAUAGCCAUGGUAUACCUGGUACUUCCUGUAUAUAGACAUGGUAUUACCCUGGUACUCCCUUGUAUAUAGCCAUGGUAUCUACCUGGGACUCCCUGUAUAAGCCAUGGUAUUACCUGGGUACUCCCUGUUAUAGCCAUGGUAUUACCUGGUACUUCCGUUGUAUAUAGCCAUGGUAUUACCUGGUACUCCCUGUAUAUAGCCCAUGUAUACCUGGUAUCCCUGUAGAUAAGCCAUGGUAUUCCUGGUACGCCCUGUAUAUAGCCAUGUAUUACCUGGUACUCCCUGUAUAUAGCCCAUGGUAUUACCUGUACUCCCUGUAUAUAGCCAUGGUAUUACUCGGUACUUCCGGUAUAUAGCCAUGGUAUUACCUGGUACUUCCUGUAUAUAGCCCAUGGUAUUACCUGGUACUUCCCUGUAUAUAGCCAUGGUAUUUUUCCUUGUUACUGUUAUUCACUGUGUAUUUAUUCCUUCUGUCACUUUCUAUUUUUAUUGUAUUUUUUAUCUUUAACUUUCCAUCGUUGGCAAAGGACCCGUAAGUACGUUUUAAAAAAAACAUUUAUUUGAACCCUCUCCCACACACUCACCUUAACCCUCACUCUAACUUCAGAAGAUGGAGCUGCUGGACAGCACUGACAAAACUGGUGAUCUGUGUAUCCCUCACACCCAAACUCUAACCUAACCCCAACUCUAACCUAACCCCAACUCUAACCUAACCCCAAGGAGAGUAGGCGUCUGGAGAUGGAGCUGCUGGACAGGACUGAGAAACUGGUGGAGGCAGAAAGCCAAGUCCGCAAACUGCAGAGGAAUCUGGAUAACAUCCUGAAGGAAAAGGUAAAAGACCAUUCUCUCCUACAAUAUUGUGUAUUGACAUUAACUUCCAGCCAAAACAGCAGUCGUAAAGAGCACGUUUCAAGAAUAUACAGUACCAGUCAAAAGUUUGGACACACCUACUCAUUCCAGUUUUUGUUUUGUUUUUUGUACUAUUUCCUACAUUGUAGAAUAAUAGUGAAGACAUCAAAACUAUAAAAUAACACAUAUGGAAUCAUGUAGUAACCAAGAAAGUGUUAAAUAAAUCUAAAUAUAUUUGAGAUUCUUCAAAGUAGCCACCCUUGCUUGAUGACAGCUUUGCACAUGAGGAAUGCUUUUCCAAACAGUCUUGAAGGAGUUCCAACAUAUGCUGAGCACUUGUUGGCUGCUUUUCCUUCACUCUGCAGUCCAACUCAUCCCCAAACCAUCUCAAUUGGGUUGAGGGUCGGGGGAUUGUGGAGGCCAGGUCAUCUGAUGCAGCACUCCAUCAACUCUCCUUCUUGGUAAAAUAGCCCUUGCACACCCUGGAGGUGUGUUUUGGAUCAUUGUCCUGCUAAAAAACAAAUUACAGUCCCACUAAGCGCAAACCAGAUGGGAUGGUGUAUCGCUGCAGAAUGCUGUGGUAGCCAUGCUGGUUAAGUGUGCCUUGAAUUCUAAAUAAAUCACUGACAAUGUCACCAGCAAAGCAUCAUCACACCACCUCCUCCAUGCUUCACGGUGGAAACCACACAUGUGGAGAUCAUCCGUUCACCUACUCUGCGUCUCACAAAGACACGGUUGGAACCAAAUAUCUCAAAUAUGGACUCAUCAGACCAAAGGACAGAUUUCCACCGGUCUAAUGUCUAUUGCUCGUGUUUCUUGGCCCAAGCAAGUCUCUUCUUCUUAUUGGUGUCGUUUAGUAGUGGUUUAUUUGCAGCAAUUCGACCACGAAGGCCUGAUUCACGCAGUCUCCUCUGAACAGUUGAUGUUGAGAUGUGUCUGUUACUUGAAUUCUGUGAAGCAUUUAUUGGCCUGCAAUUUCUGAGGCUGGUAACUCUAUGAACUUAUCCUCUGCCAGCAGAGGUAAACUCUGGGUCUUCCUUUCUGUGGCGGGUCCUCAUGAGAGCAGUUUCAUCAUAGCGCUUGAUGGUUUUUGUGACUGCACUUGAAGAAACUUUCAAAGUUCUUGAAAUCUUCCGGAUGGACUGACCUUCAUGUUCUUAAAGUAAUGAUGGAUUGUCGUUUCUCUUUGCUUAUUUGAGCUGUUCUUGCCAUAAUAUGGACUUGGGUCUUUUACCAAAUAGGGCUAUCUUCUGUCUACCACCCCAUACCUUGUCACAAACAACUGAUUGGCUCAAACGCAUUAAGAAGGACAUGAACUUCCACAAAUUAACUCUUAACAAGGCACACUGUUAAUUGAAAUGCAUUCCAGGUGACUAACUCAUGAAGCUUGUUGAGAGAAUGCCAAGAGUGUGCAAAGCUUGUCAUCAAGGCGAAGGGUGGCUAUUUGAAGAAUUUCAAAUAUAAAAUAUUAUUUUGAUUUGUUUAACACUUUUUUGGUUACUACAUGAUUCCAUAUGUGUUAUUUCAUAGUUUUGAUGUCUUCACUAUUAUUCUACAAUGUAGAAAAUAGUAAAAAAAUAAAGAAAAACCCUUGAAUGAGUAGGUGUGUCCAAACUUUUGACUGGUACCGUAGUAGAUCUCCAUAGUAAUCUGAUGUCACACGUUUUUCAGUACUGGCUAAUGGAAGGAGGAUCUAUAUCUGUCCCUAUGAACCCCUUGGUGUUGGUUCUGUUUGCUCAGUUUGGGGACCUGGACCCAGGCGGUGCAGAGUUCUUCCUACAGGAGGAGCGGCUCAGACGGCUACGCAGCAGCUAUGAGGAACAGUGCCGGGUAAGAACGCUUACUGGAAACAGACGUGUGCACACAGACACGUACGCAGACGCACACACACACACACACACAGACACACACACACACACACACACACAGACAGACAGACACACAGACACAGACAGACAGACAGACAGACAGACAGACACAGACAGACACAGACAGACAGACAGACACAGAGACACAGACACAGAGACACACAGAGACACACAGAGACACACAGAGACACAGACAGACAGAGACACACAGAGACACACAGAGACACACAGAGACACACCAGAGACACACAGAGACACACAGAGACACACAGAGACACACAGAGACACACAGAGACACAGACCGCCAGACAGACAGAAGUAGAUAAGAAGCAGUGCCGGGUAAUAGCUCUCACUGGAACCAUCAUUCAACUAAUCAUUAAAACAAUCAAUCUAUCAACUAACUUCAGAGGUAGGUUGCCUGUUUUUUUUUUUAUACUAAUAUUUCUGUUUUGACUGAUUUUAUUGUGAAUUUGUGUGUUUGUUUGUGGCAGGAGCUGCAGGAUCGCAUCGAUGAGCUUCAAGCAGAGCUGCAGGAGUACCACAAACUGGGUCGCACCACUAGGCCCUGUCUCAAACCCUCGCUCUCUGAGGAGCUGGGGAGCAAGAGUCCUGGCAUGGAGUCAGACCCAGGUACAUUGAAGCAAAACAUCGGUUUGAACUCAUUCAGCAUUGGGGGGGGGGGGGGUGGUUGUAACUUUGAGCAAGGUGAUGUGCGUACAAGUAGCAUCCUAAAUGGCACCCUAUUUCCUAUGUAGUGCACUUCUUUAGACCAGAGAAUGGCACCCUAUUUCCUAUGUAGUGCACUUCUUUUGACCUUAUAGAUGCAUCUCUUAUGUCCAGAUAACCCGCAAACGUCUUCUCGGAAAGUCAUAAGGGCGUCUGGGGAUAUCUGUUUGAGCAAGGCAAGAUGUAGAAUCUCUAAUCUUGAUCACGUAGUGAGUAGUUUAUUGGAUGCAAGGUGAUUUUUAAAGAUCAGUGAUUUUGCCCGGUACAACAGCAAUGUUGUCAAGGCUGAGGUGUAUGAUGUGUGGAAGUCAGGCGCAGGACACCGAAGCUUAGUCCAACAAAGUUUACUGUGAAAAACCACCAGGCAAGGAUACAGUAAACGGCCUCAACAAAACAGAGGCGAGCAAUACGCAAAACUAUGCGUAUAACAAAUAAACAAAAAAAAAACAGAUACAAAAACACGCAGCACUACGGACAGGCGAAAAACAACACACAAUCUAACCAAUGCAAAAACAGGGAACUUAUAGGACACGUAAUCAGACACAAACGGACACAGGUGUAAAAGACAGACCAAAGCAAUCACACCAAGAAACAUUCAACGGUGGGCAGCUAGUACUCCGGGGACGGCGAACGCCGAAGCCUGCCCGAACCAGGAGGAGGAGCAGUCUCGGCAGAAUCCGUUGACAGUACCCCCCCCUUGAACGCGCGGGCUCCAGCCGUUGCGCCGACCCCGGCCUCGGGGACGGCCAGGAGGACGCGGACCCGGGCGCGUGGGAUGCCCACGGUGGAACUCAGUCAGGAGGGACGGAUCUAGGAUGUCCCUCCUAGGCACCCAGCACCGUUCCUCCGGACCGUACCCCUCCCACUCCACGAGAUAUGGAGACCACUCAUCCGGCGCCUCGAGUCCAAGAUGGUCCGGACCCCUGUACGCCGGGGGCCCCCCUCGAUGUCCAAAGGGGGCGGAGGGGUCUCUCCUAUCUCAUCUUCUUGGAGUGGGCCAGCCACCACCGGCCUGAGAAGAGGACGCAUGGAACGAGGGGUUAAUAUUCUUGUAUCAAUAGGCAGUUGUAACCUGUAACACACCUCGUUCAAUCUUCUCAGGACUUUAAAGGGCCCCACAACCGCCGACCCAGCUUCCGGCAGGGCAGGCGGAGGGGCAGGUUUCGAGUCGAGAGCCAGACUCGAUCUCCCGGUGCGUACACCGGUCCCUCACUGCGGUGGCGAUCGGCGCUCGCCUUUUGUUGACGGAUGGCCCGCUGCAGAUGGACAUGGGCAGCGUCCCACGUCUCCUCCGAGCGCCGAAUCCACUCGUCUACCGCAGGGGCCUCGAUCUGGCUCUCGUGCCAUGGUGUCAGGACCGGCUGAUACCCUAAAACACACUGGAAAGGUGUUAAAUUGGUGGAGGAGUGGCGGAGAGAGUUCUGGGCCAUCUCUGCCCAGGGGAUAUACCUAGACCACUCCUUUCGGCCGGUCCCCGGCAAUAGGACCUCAGAAACCUACCCACAUCCUGGUUGACGUCGUUCAACCUGCCCAUUGCUCUCUGGGUGGUACCCCAAGGUAAGGCUUACCGAGACCCCCAAGCGUUCCAUGAACGCCCCCCCAAACUCUGGAGGUGAACUGGGGACCUCGGUCAGACACAAUAUCCUCGGGGGACCCCAAUAGUGCCGGAACACGUGGGUAAAUAGGGGCCUCAGCGGUCUGUAGGGCAGUAGGGAGACCCGGCAUUGGUGAGGAGACGACAGGGCCUUGGAAAACCGAUCCACAACGACCAAAAUGGUGGUAUUCCCCUGGGCGGGGGGGGUAGGUCGGUCACCAAAAUCCACCGAGAGGUGGGACCAUGGUCGUUGUGGAACGGGCAGGGGAUGGUAACUUACCCCUGGGCAAAUGUCUAGGCGCCUUACACUGGGCGCACACCGAGCAGGAGGAGACAUAAACCCUCCCAGCAUCCCUAGCUAACGUUGGCCACCAGUAUUUCACGCUAAGGCAGUGCACUGUCCGGCCAAUACCUGGAUGUCCAGAGGAGGGUGAUGUAUGAGCCCAAUAAAUCAGACGAUCACGAAACCCUCGAGCGGAACGUACGUCCGCCCCACAGGACACUCGUGGGGAGUAGGGUCGGUACGCAGUGCCGCUCAAUUUCCGCAUCGACCUCCCACACCACCGGAGCCACCAGACAAGACUCCGGCAGUAUGGAAGUAGGCUCAAUGGACCUCUCCUCUGUGUCAUACCGCCGGGACAGGGCGUCUGCCUUACCGUUCUGGGACCCUGGGAUGUAUGUGAUCUUAAAAAACAAACAGGUCAGGAACAUGUUCCACCUAGCCUGACGAGGUUCAAUCUCCUAGCUGCCCGGAUGUACUCCAGGUUACGGUGAUCAGUCAGAAUGAGGGGAAAGGGUGUUGAGCCCCCUCAAGCCAAUGCCUUCCACACCUUUAGGGCUCUGGACUACAGCUAACAGCUCCUUGUCCCCAACGUCAUAAUUACGCUCCGCCGAGUGAGCUUCUGGGAGUAUAGAUAGAACGCACGGGUCGGGAGGAGCUUAGUGUGGCGUGCAGGACCGUUGCGACAGGAACUGCCCAAAUGCGGCCUCGGGACGCGUUCUACCUCUACGUGGAAUGGGAAGCGGGAUCCGGAUCUGCGCCCCGCCAGCACCGGGCGAGGUGAACAGGUUCUUCAAGUUUGACAAAUGCCCUGUACCGCCUCAGCUUUUGACACGGCAAACGAACCGGACCCCCCUUUAGCAGGGGACCGUAAUGGGGAGCUGCAACCCGUCCAAAGCCCCGGAUAAACCUACGGUACAGUAAUUAGCAAAACCCAAGAACUGCCUGCAUCACAUCUUUUACAGUGGUUGGAGUUUGGCCAAUUACGCUACGGCCGGACCACGUUCUACCGAUAUCUCCACACCAGACGCGGACAACCGAGAACCCAAAAAGGGAUGACGUCUGGAAAAAAGACAGGCAUUUCUCUGCACUUGACAUACAAGUAUGCUCCAACAGUCUUCUCAAAAACUGGCGCACCAGGGCACAUGCCGGCUCGUGUAGAAGAGUACCUAGGUGUCGUCGAUGUAUACUACACACCUGCCCAUGUAUGUCCCGGCAAAAAUCUCGUCAACAAAGAUAGGACAUUGGAAGAAUGAAGGAGCAUUCAUUAACCCGUUAUAUGGCAUGACGCGAUAUCAUCGUUAAGACCCGGAGGGGUGGUUGCUAAAUGCUGUCUUCCAUUUCAUCCCCCUCCCUAAUUGCGAACAGAUUGUACGCGCUCCUGAGUCCAACUUUGUGAAGAACCGCGCUCCGCGUAAUGAUUCUUGUCAUAGUGCAAUCAGUGGAGAAAGAGGGUAAAACUGUACUUCCCGUGAUUGAUUGAGAUACAGGUAGUCAAUUACACGGGCGCAAACCCCCGUCCUUCUUCUUCACAAAGAAGAACCUCAAGGAAACCGGGGAAGGGGACGAGGGGGGGAAGUGGGGGAGUGGGGAAGUGGAGGACCGUGUAUGUAUCCCUGUGCCAGGAUCGGCUAUGUAAGUUCCCAUAGCCGCUGUCCUCCUCUUGAGAACAGGGGAUACCACACGGCUCCGCGGAAGGGCCGAUCCUGUUUGGAGGAUUUAGAUUUAUCGCACAAUCCCCCUGUCUAUGAGGUGGUGGUAUAGCAGUUGUUGCCCUCGUUUUGCUGACCACAAGUGCAAAAUCUCCAUACUCUAGGGGGAAUGCGCAUUUGACGGGCCACUUGUUCGGACUCUAUACCGAGGUCGCCCCUAAGAAACACCUAGGACAUCUCCCGUACCAUGGGCAGACCACUCAUAAGAGCCCUCUGUUGACACGCAAUGUAGUAUUCAUGGGCGCUUAACCAGGGAAGCCCCAGACCACGGGAGGAUAAGCAAGGAGAGUCAAUCAGAUAAAAACUGAAUGAUCUCCUCAUGACCCCCCUGCGUACGUCAUUUAGUGGUGCUGUGACUUCUCUGAUCAGCCCGACCCAAACGGCCGGUUGUCUAGGGAGUGGUGAAGGGGGGAAACAGGAAAAAGGGGGCCUAUCUACCGGCCCUAAGGGAAUUCUAACUAUAACAAAAUGCACAACCACAAUCAACAAAAUUCCCAGCUGAGCCUGAUCUACUAGCGGCCUUAUGCUGGGAAAGGAGGUGCCCACCUGUGGAAAUCUCACAGGUAUACUCAGGUGGCCAAAGAGAGCUCUGGGUUGGUAAGUGGGGCGCCUACUCCCUGAAAUGACUUCCCCAGUGCCUUCCCUGGGAAAUGUGGGUAAAAUCUACAAACGGAGAACAUAACAACAGCACCCAUGGCCGAGGAUCUGGGUCCUCCACGGCCCCAGUUGGUGCAGGGGAUGGCACCCACUCGGGUUUCUCUCCUCCUCUCUCUAGCGCAGCACCCACGAGCUCAUGGGAAUCGGCUCGGAGGUGAUGGGAGGGUGGAUGGAAGGCGGACCCCCAAACUCGGGACGUCCGCGGGUAGCCAGCAGGGGGGUCGAGCGGAUGGAGAUGUCACCAACUGGUCGAAGGAUAGGUUGGUUGUCCCUGCAGGCCAGUUCACGACGAACGUCCUCUCGUAGGCUUACACCGGUAAUGGUCGAUGAGGGCCCUCUCAUUCAGAGUCCGGAAUCCCAGGCGAACUCCGGUGCGCUCCUCUCCCUGUCGGCGGUGGAACAGACGCUCCCCCGCCGCCUUCCCCUCAGGUGGUUGAUUCGAAGACAAGCCUGAGCGGCGGAGGAGGAGAGAACUCCGCGUGGUGAUGGUUUUCGCGGCGGUCUAUUCAACCUCCAUUCGGCGUUGGACACUCCAACGCCUUGCCGGGAUAGACAGGAGAUGAGGGCGGAGACGCUCUCGUUUUAUCACGAGGGCGUCUGGGUGUAUGGUAGCCAGGUAGAGUUCCACCUGCAGGAGGAACCCUGACACACGGCUGCAGAACCGUCAUAUGCCCUCGGGAGAGAAGAGCCGUAUGCCACUGGGUUACGGUGAUGAGAGAGGAGGACUGGCCGUUGGUGAUGGGAUGAGUGUGCGAAGGCGUGGGCCACUCUCCAGUAACCAACAGGCCGCCAGCCAGGCAGAGUGUUGGACACCUCGUUCAGUGGCGGCCCAAAGUUGCCGGACAUGGUGUCUGGCGCUGAUCCGAUCCUCCAGCGACUUGGUUGCCGCACCAUGCUCAUGCGACUCCAUAAGGGGGUGUUGUUCUGUCAAGGCUGAGGUCCCCGUUAUGAUGUGUGGAAGGCAGGCGAAGAGACACCGAAGCUUAGUCCAACAAAGUAUACUGUGAAAAACCACCAGCAAGGAUACACGUAAAACGGCCUCAACAAAAAACAGAGGUGAGCAUACGCAACUAUGCGUUAUAACAAAUAAACAAACAAAAAAGAUACAAAAACACGCAGCAUACGGACAGGCGAAAAAAACAAACACCACAAUUACCCAAUGCAAAACAGGGAACUAUAGGGACCCCCGUAAUCAGAACACAACGGACACAGGUGUAAAAGAAGCCAAAGCAAUCACACAAAAGAAAAAUUCACGGUGGCAGCUACUAUCCGGGACGGCGAACGACGAAGCCCUGCCCGAACCAGGGAGGGAGAGCGAGUCCGGCAGAGACAGAAUCAGGACAAAGGUAGUCAAAAGAUGAACAUUGAUUAGCUUAAAGAACAUGAGAGCUGGUUAGUUGAUCCUUCCUCACCUGUCUGUUUGCCAGUACAGCCAGAAGAGGACUGGCCACCCCUCUGAGCCUGGUUCCUCUCUAGGUUUCUUCCUAGUUUCCUUCCUUCGAGGGAGUUUAUCCUGGCCACCUGUGCUUCUGCGUGCUUGUUUUGAGGUUUUUAUGCCGGGUGUCUGUAAACGACUUUGUGACAACUGCUCAUGGGGGAAAAAGGGGAGCUUUCUAAAUACAUUGAUUGAUUGUCCUCCAGGCCUGGGCUCGGAGGAGGGCCCAGGCCGUUGUUCAACAUGA